Molecule: messenger RNA, 2272 nt
Organism: Harmonia axyridis
Lineage: Eukaryota; Metazoa; Arthropoda; Insecta; Coleoptera; Coccinellidae
Gene: flr
Product: actin-interacting protein 1
Exons: 9
Coding region: 124-1932 (602 amino acids)
Biological process (GO): locomotion; sarcomere organization; actin filament depolymerization
Cellular component (GO): cortical actin cytoskeleton
Molecular function (GO): actin filament binding
Source: RefSeq, a predicted model, not a curated record
ACUUAUUUAGCAUUUACCGAAUAUACAUCCAAAAAUAGAUUCCUUGGAUUAGAAUAACCCAUAAAUUGUAGGCGUAGUUUUGUAAGUUCUAUUUCCGGUGAAAACCUUUUUUAUCUUGGGAAAAUGUCAUAUUCACCAAAAAGUAUUUUUGCUACCCUACCAAGAACUGCCAGAGGCCAACCUCUAGUUCUAGGAGGAGAUCCAAAGGGAAAGAACUUUUUAUAUACCAAUGGAAAUUCAGUUAUUAUUAGGAAUAUAGAGAACCCUGCAAUAUCCGAUAUUUAUACCGAACAUUCUUGUCCAGUUAAUGUUGCCAAAUAUUCACCCAGUGGAUUCUAUAUUGCUUCUGGAGAUCAGAGUGGUAAGAUAAGAAUUUGGGACACAGUAAAUAAAGAGCACAUUUUGAAGAAUGAAUUCCAUCCUUUUGGAGGCCCAAUUAAAGAUAUCGCCUGGUCUCCAGACAACCAAAGAAUGGUGGCUGUGGGUGAAGGCCGCGAACGUUUCGGGCAUGUCUUUAUGUCGGAAACUGGAACAUCGGUUGGUGAGAUCUCUGGCCAGUCGAAACCCAUCAACUCCUGCGAUUUCAGACCCUCAAGGCCUUUCCGUAUAAUAACCGGAUCAGAAGACAAUACAAUUGCUGUAUUUGAAGGUCCACCAUUUAAAUUCAAAAUGACCAAACAGGAUCACUCGAGGUUUGUUCAGGCUGUAAGAUAUUCCCCAAGUGGUAAUUUGUUCGCUUCUGCCGGUUUCGAUGGUAAAGUUUUCAUUUAUGAUGGAACUUCAUCCGAAUUAGUUGGUGAGGUUGGUAGCCCUGCUCAUAGCGGGGGAGUUUAUGGUGUCACAUGGAGUCCAGAUGGAAAGCAACUCCUCACGGCUAGUGGGGAUAAAACUGCCAGGCUCUGGGAUGUAGAAACUAGACAAAUGGUAUCGGAGUUCGUCAUGGGUUCUAGUGUAGAUGACCAGCAAGUAUCUUGCCUGUGGCAAGGCCAGUAUUUGUUGAGCGUGUCUUUGAGUGGUUUCAUCAGUUACUUGGAUGUGAACGAUCCUACCAAGCCCAUAAAAGUCAUAAAGGGACACAACAAGCCGAUAACCGUUAUGACUUUGAGCGAAGAUCGUAGCAGUAUCUUCACAGGUUCCCAUGACGGUUUCGUCACAACUUGGAGCGCUUCAACUGGUGAAAACGAUAGAGUUGAAGGUAAAGGCCAUGGAAAUCAAAUCAACGGGAUGAAGGCCCACGACGGAACCCUUUACACGAUUGGUAUCGAUGAUUCUUUGAAACAAAUCGAUAUCGAAGGCAACACAUACAAAUCCCAGGACGUAAAAUUGGGCUCCCAACCGAGAGGCAUGGACAUCCUCAAGGAACAGAACAUAAUCGUUACAGCUAGCGUGAAUGAGAUCACCGUGGUGCAAGAUAACCGCAAAGCCGGCAGUUUGAAGGUCGAUUACGAACCGUCGAGUGUCAGCUGUUCUCCCAGAAACCACGUAGCGGUUGGGGGCACCGGAGAUUCCAAAGUGCACAUCUACGAGAUCAACGGAACGAAUUUGAGUCCCAUCAAGGAGUUGACUCAUCGUGGGGCUGUUACUGACGUUUGUUACUCGCCGGACGAUAACCAUCUGGUGGCUUGCGAUGCCAACAGAAAAGUUAUACUUUAUAAAGUUCCUGAAUAUGAGCUUGCCAAUAAUAAAGAAUGGGGCUUCCACAAUGCAAGGGUAAAUACUGUAGCAUGGUCUCCAGAUUCUCAACUUAUAGCAAGUGGAAGUUUGGACACCAGUAUUAUAAUUUGGUCAGUUGCCAACCCUGCCAAACAUACGAUCAUCAAAAAUGCUCAUCCCCAAAGUCAAAUAACGAAGCUGAGCUGGUUGGACAACGAAACUCUGGUCUCAGUUGGACAAGACUGCAAUACUAAACUGUGGAACAUUUCACCAUUUUAAUGCUAUUUAUUUUCAUUUAUCAUUCAUUUUCAUUGUCGAACAAAUUAACAGUAUCUUUAUCUGGUCAAUUUGAAUUUACAAUAUGCAUUUACGUACUAUCAAAUCGAAUUUAUUGUUUUUUUUUUUUGUUUAAAAUUUUAUACAAAGCUUUAUUUUACAUUUUCUUCUAAGUCAACUUUAUAUUUAAAUUAUAUAUUCAUAUAUCUUGUGUUCUUUUUUUUUUGAGGUGUGUAUAAUUGAUAUAGUACAGCAUUAGGGAUGUUAUUGUAUUGAGCUCUUUAAUGAAUGGAAUACUAUUUGAUAAAACUUAUUUAUUAUUAAUAAAGUGAUUGCCAAUAAA